Messenger RNA from Camelina sativa (false flax), 2792 nucleotides. Lineage: Eukaryota; Viridiplantae; Streptophyta; Magnoliopsida; Brassicales; Brassicaceae. The record is from RefSeq and is a predicted model, not a curated record.
UAAGGUAAUGAAUAUAUCACAUACGCAGUUUAAAAACGUUGGAUGUUUAGUAUUUAAUCUUUUAAUGUGUAUUAUAGAAACAAAUUGUAUGGAAUGAUGAGUAUAUCAGAAUAUUCUUGGAGCUUCUUGAUGUUGAAUUGGCUAGAAUUAGAUACAAGCAGAAGCUACCGAAAGAAAUCGGCCGAGUGCGGAUUUGUGAAAAGUUUUUGGAACAAACUAAGAUAAAUCUUCUGUGGGAUUCUUUCAAGAGCAAAUACGAUGCUUUGAGAAAUAAGUGGAAUGCUUAUAAGAGGCUGAGAAAUUUCACUGGAAUACACUAUGAUCAGAACACGGGUUUGAUUUACAUGGAUCCGGACUGGUGGGUUGACCGUGAAAAGGAGAUACCAUAUGCCAAAAUUAUCCGUGAAGAAGGAAUUCCCCAUAUGGAGCUUAUGAGACGCAUAUUUGGUUGUCAAGGCAGUAAACCAGAAGCUAUGUACCCAACUCAUAAGCAAGAUGCAAACAAUACUGAGGUAGAUGAGAGGCAAUCAGUGGACAAGUUCGUUCCGAUAGCCGUAGAUGAUGAUGGAGAUGAUUCAAACCGUACUCCUACAAAGGAUGCACAUCUACAGUCUCAAACCAUCACAAACGAAUCUCCUCCACUGUCGCCAAUUGGUCCAGCGAAGCGGUCAGCUAAAAAACAAUCACGUGUUACUCCAUACCCAAGUAAUCGAGGGAAAGAUGUACUACGGAGUGGAGAAAAGAACAUGCCACGAAGAAGAACGGCAUUUGAAACAGAGAUGGGUGGACAAUUCAAAGAAAUGAUGGAAUUUCGUCGUGCUCAAGUAGAAGAGGCAAGAGAACGUAGAGAAAAGAAUGAAGCUACACCAUACAAAGAGGCAUAUGGAGUCUUGCAAUCAAUUCAAGGUUUGACAAGGUGGACAGAUUUUUGGUGGGCGUGUAUCAAAGUACUAAAGGAGGAUCUCUUUGCCCGAGAAAUGAUGGUCUCUAGUGAAAAUGAUCAUGAUAAGAUCAUAUUCUUGGAGGGUUAUACGGGAUAUGAUCGUAACGGAGAUUUCAUUGGAAAUCGUCUCAAUAAUUUGCAAAGUUGCCAAAGAGGUCCUCCAAGUGUCAACCUGGAUUUGAACAUCCGUAACACAAACAUGGAGACUCACGAAGAAUUCAAUGCUCCAUCUCAUACAGAGCUCAUGUCAUUAUUCAAAGAGAUAGGGUAUGAAGGUGGAACCAAGAAAACGGGUUGUGAUGGAGAAUCAAGUCAGACGAAGACUUUUAAUCUAGAAGAUUAAAAAUCUUUUAAUAAUAUUCCUUUUCCUUUUUCUAAUGCAUUUUAGGUUAAGGUUUUUUUUUUGUUUUUUUUUUUUGGUUCAAUGCUAAGAAAUUAGUUCUAUUUUGCUUAAUGUUACAUGGUUUAUGAUUAAUAAAAUAAUUAAGUUCUAAUCCUAGUUUUUUUUUAUUCUCAUCUAUUUAUAGGUCAUACGAUUAAACGAGCUGUAUUCUCGGGGUUUAGAAAAUCUUACAGAAGACGAGUUGCUAGAGUUGUACAAUCUAGAAGAUGAUGAGUAUAUGGAUACGAUAAUGCAGCCUUUGAUGGAGUAUUACAAUCGUUAUUUUUCUAAACAACCAAUGGCGGAAGAACGAGGAUUAGGUUGGCAAAACCUUGAAAGGCAGAUUCGUAACAAGCCGGUAAAUUGUAUGAACAUGUUAAGGAUGCAUCCGGAAGCAUUCAAGAACCUGUGCACAACGCUGGAGCAACGUUACAACUUACGGAGUACCGAUAAUAUCAGUAUUGAUGAGAUGGUGGCAAUAUUUUUGGUUACAUGCGGUCAAAAUGCAUCUCAACGCUUUGUUGGAAUGACUUUUGGUCGUUCCCAAGAGACUGCUUAUCGAAAGUUCCAUGAGGUACUGGACGCUGUAGAGAGACUUGCAUGUGAGUAUUUAAAAACUCCAACAACAACAUCACUCCAGCACUAUCCUCGUAAGUUACAAGAAGAUUCAAGAUAUUGGCCUUUCUUUAGUGGAUUUGUUGGAGCACUUGAUGGAACGCAUGUCAAAGUAAUGGUUGGAGGUAGUGAUGCAGUUGGGUAUUUUGAUAGAAAUGGACAGAAAAGUCUAAACAUAAUGGCCAUAUGCGAUUUAAACAUGAUCUUCAAGUAUGCAUGGCUAGGCGCAGCUGGAUCCACACAUGAUUCAUUGGUGUUGCAGUAUGCAAUAGAUGGAGAUCCUUUAUUCCCGAGACCUCCUAUAGGUAAGUAUUAUCUCGUCGAUUCUGGAUAUGCGAACAAGCGGGGAUUUCUAGCUCCAUAUAGAGGAAGCAGCAGAGAAAACAUCAGAUAUCAUCUUUCAGAAUUUGAUGCAGGUGCUCCGAGGAACAAAAAAGAAUUAUAUAAUAGGUGGCAUGCAUCACUUCGUUCUGUGAUAGAACGAACAUUCGGAGUUUGGAAAAAAAAAUGGACGAUUCUUGACAAUUUGCCUCGUUAUGAUGUCAAGACUCAGAACAGAAUUGUGCAUGCUACUAUGGUUCUUCACAAUUUUAUCAGGCUUCAUAGAAUUCCAGAUGCUGAUUUUGAAGACGAAAAUGUCACUGCUCGAGAUAGUCGUGGACGACGAUUUGCAGAAGGCGAACUUAAUCGACUUGAGGAAGAAGAGGGAACAAAUGAUGGCCAAUAUAUGAAUAACGUACGAGAUGAGAUAGCAAAUAUGCUAUGGAAUGUACGUCGUCAUUAGUUUCUCUCUUUUUAUUUUCUAUGUCUCAAAUGUUUUUCAUUUUUUUUUACAUAGGAUCAUUUUAUUUA